Botrytis porri is the source of this 258-nucleotide messenger RNA. RefSeq lists its product as uncharacterized. The record is from RefSeq and is a predicted model, not a curated record. Bases 1 to 258 code for a protein of 85 amino acids. Gene Ontology annotation, molecular function: RNA binding. NCBI's taxonomy places the organism in Eukaryota, Fungi, Ascomycota, Leotiomycetes, Helotiales, Sclerotiniaceae. The transcript is spliced from 3 exons. Gene Ontology annotation, biological process: maturation of SSU-rRNA; mRNA splicing, via spliceosome. Gene Ontology annotation, cellular component: U6 snRNP; nucleolus; P-body.
AUGGAAAACGGCGCAUUACAACAAGGCGAAGGCAAGGAUCCUUCAUCCUUCCUGUCAGAAAUUAUUGGCUCAAAAGUCAUUGUAAAGCUCAAUAAUUCUCUCGUCUUCAAAGGAGAAUUACAAUCCGUCGAUGGAUAUAUGAAUAUCGCUUUAGAAAAAUGCGAGGAAUGGGUUCAUGGAAAGAAGAAGACAGUUCAUGGUGAUGCUUUUGUGCGGGGCAACAAUGUCAUGUACAUAUCGGCCGAUGAAUCUGCUUAA